Molecule: messenger RNA, 1233 nt
Organism: Cynara cardunculus var. scolymus (artichoke)
Lineage: Eukaryota; Viridiplantae; Streptophyta; Magnoliopsida; Asterales; Asteraceae
Product: 2-alkenal reductase (NADP(+)-dependent)-like
Exons: 6
Coding region: 43-1116 (357 amino acids)
Molecular function (GO): 2-alkenal reductase [NAD(P)H] activity
Source: RefSeq, a predicted model, not a curated record
CAACAAAUUUCUCACCAACAGAAGAAAGAGAGAGAGAGAGAGAUGGGAGGUGGCGGUGGAGUAGCGGCGGCGACGACGGUGGUGGAAAGCAGAGAAUGGUAUCUAGCAGCCAUUGCACCGGAAAAUUUACCGACGUCAGAUCAUCUGAAGCUUCGUACGGUCACCGUUUCGCUCGAUUAUGAAUCAAUUCCCGAUGAGCAGAUGGCACUUCAGCUGCUGUUGAUCUCCGUCGAUCCUUAUCUACGGUCCAGAAUAACCGGCCGUAAUGAUGAUCUAUACUUGGCUCAACUUCCCAUCAACAAGGUGAUAACGGGAUACGGGAUAGGGAGGGUCGUACGAUCGAAAAACAACAACUUCAGUGAGGGUGACAUCGUCGUUCACCCUUUUUUCCCUAUUGCUGAGUAUUGCAUCACACCGUCCGAUUUUGUUAGAAAGAUUGAUCCAACGGCCGACAUCUCUUUGCCUGAUUACCUUAGUUGUCUUGGAGUACCGGGGUUUACAGCAUGGGUCGGAAUAAAGGUGAUAGGGAACCCUGAUCCUGGAUCAAAUGUGUUCAUAUCCGCGGCUGCUGGUGGGGUCGGAAUGUUUGCCGGACAAUUGGCUAAGCUAAAAGGAUGUCGAGUUGUUGGAAGUACUGGCUCCGAUGAGAAGGUUCAGGUUUUGAAGGAUGAAUUCGGAUACGACGAAGCAUUCAACUACCAUAAAGAAACAGAUUUUGAUGCCAUACUAACGAAGUAUUUUCCUGAUGGGAUUGAUUUGUACUUGGACAACGUUGGGGGUAAGAUGCUGGAGGCUGUUCUGAAUCAUGUCAAUAAAGGUGCUCGUAUACCUAUAAGUGGGAUGAUAUCUCAAUACAACACUAAUCCGGCGGAGAGAGAAGGGUUAAAGAACCUGCUGAAUAUCGUUGGAAAAGAGGUAAAGAUGGAGGGAUUUCUCUGCGGUUCUUUUCUGAAUCGAUUUGGAGAAUUUUCGCAACAAAUGGAAAAGUAUAUGAAAGAAGGGAAGAUAAAACCGAAGCACAAAAUAGAUCAAGGGAUCGAGAGUUUCUUCGAAAACUUCGUUUCCCUUUUCUCGAGCUCCAACGUGGGUAAGGUCAUUAUUCAAGUUGCCUCGUGACUGAAAAAUACAAUUGAUGUUCGAAUUAUCUUCUUGUCUACUUUACAUUUAAUCAAAUCAUUUAAGCUGUUGAAAUGUAUCGUAUGAUUCAUAUGACGUAAAAUGCAAUCUGCUACU